GCUGUCUCUUCUGUAGUUCCAUCAUUACUCGGAGUGUUUCUCUAGCUUGAUGUGGACGAUAUUCGUUUAAGAGAUGAUGAAUGUGUACAAAAAGUAAUGUCAAAUCCUCAAUUUUCUCCGUUCUCCGUGAUGAGUCUGGCGAGUUGAUUAAAAGAUCCAGUAGAUCCAGAAAAUUGACAAAUAAUGAAUGGUUUAACUUCUUGAGCUCCUUUUUUCGUUCAAAAUGCUGUGGAUAUAAGCGUCGUAUCUGUUGACUCUCAAGUGGCCUUAUUAUUGUGUCAUCAUUUGUAAAAGUAUUCCCAAACAUCGAGUAACUUUCAAUCUUUUCAUGGUUUGGUGCCUUUGGUGCAAGGUUUUUUGAUACAUUUUCAUUUGUAUAGAGUUUAAUGUACUGCGUUGGAGGUAGUGGAUAAGAACUGAUUACUUGGGCUUCAGGAUUAGCCAUAUUUUAAAGUUAAUUUUAAUGAACUUAGCUCUUGAACUGUUUACUUUAUUAUGUUCUAAAAUUUGACAAUUUUGAUUGAAAAGAGUUCGAAAAUCGUAUAUUCGAAUUUUCGAUAUUAAAGUUCCCGCAUUUAUAUUCGCACAGUGAAAAAGUUAAAUUAAUUAAAUUAAACGUGAUUUAAGGCAAUAACAGCAAUCAAAACAGUCAGGAAUUGAAGUACGAUAUUAAGAAGACAUAAGCAGGUAGAUUAAAGCAUAAAAACAUAAGUGAGAAAGUUUGUGACGGUGUGAAUAUAUGAUAUCGACUAAAAGUGUUGUCAGUGUUCGUGCCUGCAUAUUUAUUCAGUUCAGCAAAAUCAUUUAAAGAAUUAAGACGUGAAAAUUUGUGCUCGCAGAAUUAAAAGACGCCAUUUUGAAAAAAUAAAUUUAAACUACGGAAAAUUAAGUAUUAGUUUUGUGAUAUUAAAUGAAGACUGUGCUAAAUACGAAUCAACUUGAGAAGUGAGGAAGAUAAAAGUACGCUGAAUUAUCACAGAAAACAACAAAAAAAAAAUAUUUUCCGUUUAAUUGAAUACAAAAUAAAACAGAAAUAAUACCAUAAAAGAUCAUCAACAAUGGAUGAUGAUCAACAAUUUUGUCUCCGAUGGAAUAAUCAUCAGAGCACGCUAAUAUCAGUGUUUGAUACAUUAUUGGAAAAUGGAACACUAGUUGACUGCACACUAGCAGCAGAAGGAAAAUUUUUAAAAGCACAUAAAGUCGUCUUAUCAGCCUGUAGUCCAUAUUUUGCUGCUUUAUUAUCACAACAGUAUGAUAAGCAUCCAAUUUUCAUCCUUAAGGAUGUUAAAUUUCAAGAAUUGCGUGCCAUGAUGGAUUACAUGUAUCGAGGAGAAGUGAAUAUUUCUCAAGAUCAGUUGGCAGCUUUACUUAAGGCAGCCGAAUCUUUACAAAUCAAAGGUCUCUCUGACAGCCGAGGAGGAGGAAAUAAUAAUUCCACUAAUACACCAUCUCAAGCACAUAAAAGUGAUGUGAAACAACAUAUACCUGUACCACCAAAGGCUUCAGGCUUAACCAUAGAAAACAAAAGACCGCUUUUGAGAACAGAUUUUGAUGCAGACGUGUCAGGCUCUCGAGAAGGUUCCGUUUCACCAUCAACACGUAAGCGCAAAAAAGUAAAUCAACGUCGUAAGAGCUUGGCUGAAACAAAUAAUUUAUUAGAUAAUCAUGACCAGCACUCAAAUUCCUCAUCACAUUCUAAUAAUCAGCAACAACAACAAUUAUCAACCUCCGCUACCUCUGCACCUACAAACAAUUUGUCCGUUACCAACAAUAAAAAGACUGAACAAGACGGAAAUAAUCAGGAGCACGAUGAAGAAAUUGCACAUAAUACAAAGCGUUUAAAACAAACAACUGAUGAUUCGGACAAUAAUAAGCAGGAUUCGGAGUUAAUGAUUGAACCUAAAAAUGAAUACGAUGACGAUGAUGAGGAUGAUGAUAAUGUUGAGGAUUUGACAAUGGAUGAUGAAAUGCUGGAAGAUUUAGACCAAGCUGGACCGAGUCACGGUGGAGAAGGCUCUAGUCAAGGAUAUCACUGGCAAAUGGAUGGAAGAAAUCAGGAGAGUCAGGAGGGAAGCGGACAACAUAGAGACGCACAAGCUAACGAAGAAAAUUUAACCUGUGUACCGGAAAUUUUUGCAAAAAUUAAGCAAGACGAAAACACACAAUCAGAACGCUUUCCAUGUCCAGUAUGUGGUAAAAGUUAUUUGCGACGUAGACAUUUACAAAGGCACAUGAGAGAUGAAUGUGUCAAUAUACCUCCUCGCUUUCACUGCGAAAUGUGCCCCUCGAAAUUUCGUAGAAAAUAUCACCUUGUACGGCAUUUGAGCUCAAAGCAUGGAAUAAUUGUACCUCCAACACCGCCAACGGUUAAAUCGGCACAUGCUAAAGUGACAGUAAAACAGGAACCUUCAGAUAGUAAAGAACUUACCAUGACUAAUUUACUAAUGAAUAAUUUCGACAAGUUCUCCGUCGAAGCGUUAAUGAUGAAACAGGAUAAUAAUUAUCCUUCGCCAUUAUCUGGACAGGAAUUUUCACCGUUAAACGACACGGACGUAUCUAUGGCUCAAUUAGGAUUACAACAAACGUUCCAAAACCUAAAGAAUUUAUUUGUAAAUUAUUCCCUCAAUAAUGUCUCUAAUUAA
This is a messenger RNA of Chironomus riparius, 2642 nucleotides long. The record is from the annotation of a GenBank genome assembly. NCBI's taxonomy places the organism in Eukaryota, Metazoa, Arthropoda, Insecta, Diptera, Chironomidae.